Acanthisitta chloris (rifleman) is the source of this 1635-nucleotide messenger RNA. RefSeq names its product ARP8 actin-related protein 8 homolog (yeast) (gene ACTR8). The record is from RefSeq and is a predicted model, not a curated record. The transcript has 12 exons. Gene Ontology annotation, cellular component: Ino80 complex. The annotation marks the transcript as partial. Gene Ontology annotation, biological process: double-strand break repair; regulation of DNA-templated transcription. NCBI's taxonomy places the organism in Eukaryota, Metazoa, Chordata, Aves, Passeriformes, Acanthisittidae.
GGCCAGGCGGCGUACCGGGACAGCUGGCUGCUGCGGGACGGCCUCAAUAAACCUGAAAGCACCGAGCAGAGACAAAAUGGCCUUAAAAUGGUGGACCAAGCAAUAUGGUCCAAAAAGAUGUCGAAUGGAGCAAGGCGUAUACCAGUGUCACCUGAUCAGGCCAGGUCAUACAACAGACAGAUGAGGCCAGCUAUUUUGGACCACAGCUCUGGGGCCAAGUGGACAAACACAUCAAAUCAUCCUGAAUUUUUGGUAGGAGAAGAGGCUCUGUAUGUUAAUCCAUUAGAUUCUUAUAACAUACAUUGGCCAAUCAGGAGAGGACAGCUGAAUCUCCACGCAGGACCUGGUGGCUCCCUCACUGCAGUAUUAGCAGACCUUGAAGUUAUAUGGUCACAUGCAAUACAAAAGUGUCUGGAAAUACCACUGAAAGACCUAAAGUACUACAGAUGCAUUUUACUAAUUCCGGACAUCUACAAUAAACAACAUGUGAAAGAACUGGUAAAUAUGAUCCUAAUGAAGAUGGGCUUCUCAGGAAUUAUUGUGCACCAGGAGUCUGUCUGUGCUACCUUUGGAAGUGGUUUAAGCAGUGCCUGUAUUGUGGAUGUGGGAGAUCAGAAGACAAGUGUUUGCUGUGUGGAAGAUGGUGUUUCCCAUCGCAACACCAGGCUGUGCCUUGCAUAUGGAGGAGCUGAUGUGUCAAGGUGUUUUUAUUGGCUUAUGCAACGAGCAGGAUUCCCAUACAGAGACUGUCAGUUAACUAAUAAGUUGGAUUGCCUGCUGCUUCAGCAUCUGAAGGAGACAUUUUGUCAUCUAGACCAGGAUAUUUCUGGAUUGCAAGAUCAUGAGUUCCAAAUUCGUCAUCCAGAUUCUCCAGCUUUGUUAUACCAAUUCCGAUUAGGGGAUGAAAAAUUACAGGCUCCCAUGGCUCUGUUUUAUCCAGCAACUUUUGGAAUUGUUGGGCAAAAAAUGACAACUUUGCAACACAGGUCACAAGGUGACCCUGAGGAUCCUCAUGAUGAACAUUAUCUGCUAGCCACACAAAGUAAGCAGGAGCAGUCUGCAAAAGCUACAGCUGAUAGAAAAUCCAUGUCAAAGCCUGGUGCUUUUGAAGGAGAAUUGAGAGGCCAAGCCUCAGACAUUUCAGAGAGGAUGUACCCACAAGAAGUGGAACUGGGAUCUUCCCAAGGUGAUUGUAUGAUAUCUGGGAAUGAUUCAGAGGAACCUUUAUCUGCACACAUGUCCAGGAAAACUGCUAUUUCUCAGUUUGAAGGCAAAGCCUUGGGCCUUGACAAAGCCAUCCUUCACAGUAUCGACUGCUGUGCCUCUGAUGAUACAAAAAAGAAGAUGUAUAGCUCCAUCUUAGUAGUGGGAGGAGGCCUGAUGUUUCAUAAAGCUCAAGAGUUUCUUCAACAUCGAAUUCUCAACAAAAUGCCACCUUCUUUCAGAAGAGUCGUCGAAAAUGUUGAAGUCAUCACAAGACCUAAGGAUAUGGAUCCACGCUUAAUUGCCUGGAAAGGAGGUGCAGUUUUAGCCUGUCUUGACACAACUCAGGAGCUCUGGAUCUAUCAGCGGGAAUGGCAGCGCUUUGGUGUCAGAAUGUUACGAGAGAGAGCUGCGUUUGUGUGGUAAUGGAUG